AUGGCACCUCGCUGCUUCAUUGUUCGUCACGGCGAAACCGAAUGGUCCCUCAAUGGCCGCCACACGGGAGUGUCAGAUCUGCCCCUCACGACCAACGGCGAGAAACGAAUCAAAGCCACGGGCAAAGCACUGGUCGGCAAUGAUCGAUUGAUCGUGCCGAAGAAUCUAGUCCAUGUCUACGUUUCCCCGCGGAAACGUGCGCAAAGAACGCUCGAGUUGAUGGAGAUUGGUUGUCGUGAGAGACUGCCCUGGAAUGAGCAACGCAAUGCCGCAGAGCCAAUUCGAACAGAAGCCACAGUGGAAGUGGCCGAGGCGGUUCGCGAGUGGGACUACGGCGACUAUGAGGGAUUGACCAGUGCGCAGAUCAAAUCGAUGAGGGAGGAGCAAGGGCUACCUCCGUGGAAUAUUUGGACCGAUGGGUGCCCGGGUGGAGAGUCACCUGACGAUAUUGUCCGCCGCCUUGAUGCCGUGAUCGCCGAGAUCAGAAGCAAGUACCAGCAACCGGCCUUUGACCAGCCCGACAAGCACAAAGGUGACGUUCUGGUGAUCGCUCAUGGACACAUUCUCCGUGCAUUCGCCAUGCGUUGGGUGGGCAAGCCAUUAGAUGAGACUUCACUCAUUCUGGAAGCCGGUGGUGUGGGCACUUUGAGCUAUGAACACAAGAACAUUCAAGAGCCGGCAUUGCUUUUGGGAGGUCAAUUUGUAGUCGAGGAGUAG
This is a messenger RNA of Penicillium diatomitis, 717 nucleotides long. RefSeq lists its product as uncharacterized. Gene Ontology annotation, molecular function: sedoheptulose-bisphosphatase activity. Gene Ontology annotation, biological process: ribose phosphate biosynthetic process. NCBI's taxonomy places the organism in Eukaryota, Fungi, Ascomycota, Eurotiomycetes, Eurotiales, Aspergillaceae. The record is from RefSeq and is a predicted model, not a curated record. The transcript is spliced from 4 exons. Bases 1 to 717 code for a protein of 238 amino acids.